AUGGAUAUAUCAAGUUGUCCUUCCCCGUCCGACUCGGAUAAGACUGGUCAUGACUGCAGAAGGCAAGGUGUAUGGCGCCGCUUUAUGAACCGAUUGGGCUUAACCUCGAACUCCAAGGAAGCCCCGGUGAAAACCAGUCAUCGCUCACUGUUUAGUUGUGGUGCGCUCCGUUCCAGGGUGUCCAAACGCACUGCAGGCGUACAAGAUAAACUUCCUCGGGUACAUCGAAAGAAAAACAAACGGGUUCCCGGACAUGUUGUAUUUGACGACAGCAGUAAGGCCGAAGUAUGGAAUGACAUCUUGCAAAACAGCAUCCUUGGCUCAGGUCUGGUGGUCAAGGCCACUUUGUGCAAUCGUGCAACACGCAAGAUAUAUGCUUAUGGGCCUGAUGACUUCACUCCUUCUAUGGAACAGUUGGACGUCCUGUUGGAUAUGUUGCACGUAAGCAUGUUGUUAUCAAAGCUUGCCUUACUGGUACAAAUAUUUUACAUAUUUUAA
This is a messenger RNA of Dicrocoelium dendriticum, 498 nucleotides long. The record is from the annotation of a GenBank genome assembly. Lineage: Eukaryota; Metazoa; Platyhelminthes; Trematoda; Plagiorchiida; Dicrocoeliidae.